AUGGUUCGCUCUCAUGCUGGCCGAGGAGCUUUGCUAUCCUCAAAUCUUCCCCAGCUUCAGAACCUGAUUAAGAGAGACCCAUCGGCAUACAAGGAGGAAUUUCUCCAGCAAUGGAACCACUACAAGAGUAUUCUGAGCAUCUUCCAGGCAAACCCUGUCGAACAGUCAGAACAAUUCAGAGAUAUGAUUACUUUCAUCUCUCAGGUCUCACCAUGUUAUCCGAAAGAGACAGCCAAUUUUUCUGAGGAGUUGUCAAGUCUGCUGCUGAAUCACUACGGCGAACUUAAUGUGGACACCAAGAAGAGCUUGAUAUCCAAUCUCAUCAUUCUUCGUAAGAAAGAUGUUAUUACACCUGUUGAUUUACUCAAGACGCUCUUUCCACUCCUCCCUCGAACAUCUUCUCCGACUCUCCGAUCUUUUAUCCGUAAAAACAUUCUUCAGGAAAUUCGCAACGCAAACGCACAAAGAAACAACCUUAAGCUUAAUCGUGCCGUCCAAGCCAUGCUUUUUCGUAUGGUCGAGCAAGGAUCAGACAUGGACUUCGUGUUUGACAAGGGCAAGAAACCUAUCCGCACGGGAGACGUGUCGCACCAUUCUGGAGAUGACGCUUUGUGGGCGGUCUUCAUGACGAAGGAUUUGUGGAGGAAAGGAAUUUGGAACGACGCAAAGUCGGUGGCAAUCAUCUCGUUAGGCUGUUUCCACCCUAUCACGAAAGUCCAAAGUGCUGCCUUGCAUUUCUUUCUUGAUGAAGAGGAUGGGGAAGACUCCAGCGAAGAGGAAGACGAGGGUCCGGAUGUCAAGGCUCUCCAGCAUAGGAGGACGAUUAACAAGAAAACAAGAAGCGGGGACAAAAAGCUUGCCAAGAGCAUCAAGACAGCAAAAAAGAAAUCAAAGUCAAAGAAAUCAGACCAAAACAACGCCAACUUCGCCGCUCUGCAACUCCUACAAGACCCACAAACAUUCGCAGAAAAGCUCUUCGACAUCCUUUCACGGUUCGACAAACGCUACACGCUCGAGCACAAAAUCCUGAAUAUGCAAGUCUUGUGUCGAGCGAUGGGAACACACCGCCUUUGUGUGCUACCCUUCUACACAUAUCUCCUCAAAUACCUCGCCGCCUCACAACUCCGUAUCCCUACGAUCCUUGCUGCACUCGCAUCGUCCGUCCACUCGCUAACUCCUCCAGACGUACUUACGCCUGUCCUCCGAAAGGUUGCGCACGAGUUCGUACACCCAGGAGUGGGCAGUGAAGUCGUCGCAGCAGGACUAAAUGCAAUUCGCGAAGUGUGUGCCAGGCAGCCGUGGGCGAUGGAGGAAGACUUGUUAGGUGACUUGGUGGAGUAUAAGAAGAGCAAGGAUAAGGGUGUGAUAGCUGCUGCGAGAGGUUUGUUACAUUUAUAUAGGCAGGAGGCACCGUCGAUGUUGAAACGGAGAGAGCGGGGCAAAGAAGCAAGCAUGAAAGGUACUGUAAUCCAACCUGUUGCUUUUGGACAAGAAGCCCGGACUGGCACCACGGUCAUUGACGGUCUCGAUCUUCUCGAGGAUCAUAUCCGUAAGAUAAAAGAAGCUGACGGCGAUGACUCUGACGCCAGUGGUGAUAAAGACGAUGAUGAAGACGGAUGGGCAGGCUGGGAAGUCGCCUCAGACUCGGAUACCUCAUCUUCUUCUGAUGGCUGGAUGGAUGUGUCGUCUGACUCGGAGCACGAUCUUGAGAUCAGUGAUAGUGAGGAUGAGAAGGACAAUAAGAAGAAACGAAAUGUCGACGACGACGAUGACAGCGAGAAAGACGAAAAGAAUGAAGACGAAAAGAAGGAUGAAGAGGAGGAGGACACGAAGAAAGAUCCUCCACAAAGCAUUAUUUUAACGCCAGCCGACUUCGCCCUUCUCAACGAACUCCGCUCAAAAAACACCUCCACACUCACCUCCAAAAAACGUAAACGCUCCCAACCUUCCCUACAAUCCACCUCCGACCCCACCACAAUCAUCUCCGAAUCAGACAUCCUCGGCGCCCAAAAGAAACUCAAAUCCACAUACGCCGAACGCAUCGCCUCUAUCCAAUCCGGUCGCGAAGGCCGCGAGAAAUUCGGUUCCGCAAAGGGCAAGAAACGCAAAGAAGCUCCGAGCAGCAGCACGAACCGCGAGAAGAAGAGGAAUAAACCGUUGAUGAUGAUUAUGGCUAGUAAGGAGGUUAGGGGGAAGAAGAAGGCUAGUUUGGUUGAGAAGCAGAGGAGGAUGAGGAAGCAUAAUGAGAACCAGCAGAAGAAGAGGAAGUAG
Messenger RNA from Fomitiporia mediterranea MF3/22, 2271 nucleotides. Its product is annotated as SDA1-domain-containing protein. The transcript is spliced from 9 exons. The record is from RefSeq and is a predicted model, not a curated record. NCBI's taxonomy places the organism in Eukaryota, Fungi, Basidiomycota, Agaricomycetes, Hymenochaetales, Hymenochaetaceae. Gene Ontology annotation, cellular component: nucleolus. Gene Ontology annotation, biological process: ribosomal large subunit export from nucleus; ribosomal large subunit biogenesis. Bases 1 to 2271 code for a protein of 756 amino acids.